Molecule: messenger RNA, 1061 nt
Organism: Oryzias melastigma (Indian medaka)
Lineage: Eukaryota; Metazoa; Chordata; Actinopteri; Beloniformes; Adrianichthyidae
Gene: mmgt1
Product: membrane magnesium transporter 1
Exons: 4
Coding region: 80-472 (130 amino acids)
Cellular component (GO): Golgi apparatus; early endosome; plasma membrane
Source: RefSeq, a predicted model, not a curated record
GGUGCCGGGCGUUUUUGACGCAGUCGUAUUUACGACGUGUUUACGACACUUCUUCACGCAGUCGCUGGUCUGCUUCGACAUGGCUUCGUCGUUUUGGAAAGGUGUUGUCGGCGUUGGACUCUUCGCUUUAGCCCACGCUGCUUUCUCGGCGGCACAGCAUCGAGCUUACAUGCGGCUCACAGAGAAGGAGAACGAAACGUUACCAAUUGACAUUGCACUGCAGGCCUUAUUAUCGUUUGUGAUCACCUGUUACGGGAUAGUGCACAUCGCAGGAGAGUUCAAAGACAUGGACGCAUCGUCAGAGCUGAAAAACAAAACUUUUGACACAUUGAGGAACCACCCGUCAUUUUACCUGUUCAACCAUCGAGGUCGAGUGCUGUUCCGCACGCCAGAGGAGGAGCCGUCCUCCGUACACAACCAGCAGGCCCUCCCCAAUCCCAUCAGGCUACGCAAGCUGGAGCAUUUGCACUGAGACUGGCCUUUUUUCCUGCCUGUAACAAUGUCAUCGCUCAGAUAGAAACUGGUUUUGUUUUUAGACUCACAGGGAAAAAAAAACCCUGAGAACUCAUCGUCUUGUUUUCAUUUUUAUUUGUAAAUAAACUAAUAUUCUGACUCAACAUGCAUCUCUGUACAGAACCGACACUUCAACACUGACUGUGCCAACCCAUCCUCUUUUGGUUUUGUUUUCCACGCUGAGUUCUUUGUGCAAACAGCAUCAAAUUGCUCUGGAGUCUUAAGAUAAAGAAAAGGCUUCCCUGUUUGUCCCUCCUGACGUGAGCCGGAUUUAUCCUUGUCCUUUGUAUAUCUUUUGUACGAGGCAAAUGAAAUGAAACCUGUUUAUUUCAACGGAAGAGUCGUGAUUAAAAGGGGAGACUCCCCGAUUUCCUGCUGCAGUUAUUCUAACUGAUGAAGAGGUUUUGAUGCCGCAUGUCAAACGGGAAACUCACAAUGGUUACCCUGAAGCACUAACAGUACUGGUACAUUCAUCUUCAUGUUUUACCUUCGUCUUAUUCUGAGAUCCAACAGCUUUUUUUAAUUUAAUAAAAGCCGUACUGAUUUUA